This is a messenger RNA of Podospora anserina S mat+, 1059 nucleotides long. RefSeq lists its product as uncharacterized. The record is from RefSeq and is a predicted model, not a curated record. Lineage: Eukaryota; Fungi; Ascomycota; Sordariomycetes; Sordariales; Podosporaceae. The coding region runs from base 1 to 1059 and encodes 352 amino acids. The transcript has 3 exons. Gene Ontology annotation, molecular function: palmitoyl-(protein) hydrolase activity. Gene Ontology annotation, cellular component: membrane.
AUGUCCUCGUCUCCUCACGAGUCGUCAUCGUCUGCAGGCAAUCCUCUCGUGCAGCAGACACUCUCGUUGAUGAGCACCGCAGCGGGCUACAUGCGCCUGCCAGCCAUCGCGACUUCUGGGCUUGCAGCCUUGCUGACAGCUCUCCUGUACUUCAAGCAAAAGUAUAUCCUCCAUCGCCCCCCCGAUUUCAACGAUAACGUCAUCCUAACCUCAUCUUCCCCUCUCAGAGCACUAAUCUACCCGGCCUCCAUCCCCGCCAACGCCCGCACUGACGUGCCCCGGCCGAGCCAAUACCACUUCAGCGACUACGAAGAGCUCAUCAUCCCCACCAACGAUGGCGAGAAGCUCUCGGCCUUUUACAUCCGGGGCCCUCGGCGAAACAACCCCAACUCGGACGUGACCGUGCUUAUGUUCCACGGCAACGCAGGUAACAUUGGUCAUCGUCUCCCCAUCGCCCGUAUGCUCAUCGCCGCCACGGGGUGCAACGUCUUUAUGCUUGAAUACCGAGGAUAUGGCAUCUCCACUGGUACGCCUGAUGAAUCAGGGUUGAACAUGGAUGCCCAGACGGCAUUGGAUUACCUGAGGGAUAGGGCCGAGACGAGAAACCACAAGAUUGUGGUGUAUGGUCAGAGUUUGGGGGGUGCGGUGGGGAUCAAGCUGGUGGCUAAGAACCAGUCCCAGGGCGGGAAGGGAGGGGAUAUUGUGGGGUUGGUGCUGGAGAAUACCUUUUUGAGCAUGAGGAAGCUGAUCCCGAGUAUUAUGCCGCCGGCCAAGUAUUUGGCGUAUUUGUGCCAUCAGGUGUGGGGAAGCGAUGGGUUGAUUGGGGGGAUCAAGGUGCCGACGCUGUUUUUGAGUGGGUUGCAGGAUGAGAUUGUUCCUCCAAUCCAUAUGAAGAAGCUCUAUGACUUGAGCAACGCCCCGGUCAAGAUUUGGAAGCCGCUGCCUGGGGGAGAUCACAACUCGAGUGUGAUUGAAGAAGGGUAUUUCGAGGCCAUUGCCGAGUUUAUCAACAGGGUUGUGAGGGAAAGGAGGGAGAAGGACGAGAAGGAUGAGCUUUGA